ACCACCGGAGCCGUUCCUGUGGCUACCGGGGCUCUGCCGGUGGCUAAAGGCGAUGUUCCUGCCGCCCCCGGGUCUACCGGGGCUGUCCCGGUGCCUACCGGGGCUACCGGGACUCUACCGGUGGCUACUCUCGGUGUCCUUGUGGCUACCGGGACUGUGCCGGUGCCUACCGGAGUUACCGGAGCUCUGCCGGUGGUUACCGGGGCCGUUCCUGUGGCUACCGGGGCUCUGCUCGGGGCUACCGGGACUCUACCGGUGGUUACCGGGACUCUACAAGUGGCUGCUGUCGGUGUCCCUGUGGUUACCGGGACUGUGCCCGGUGUUACCGGCGCUGUCCCCGGGGCUGCCGGGACUGUGCCCGGUGUUACCGGCGCUGUUCCUGGCGUUACCGGCGGCCGCCGCCUUCAACCUGGACGGGGCCAGCCCGGUGCUCAAGGACGGGGACCGGGGCAGCCUCUUCGGAGCGGCCGUGGCGCUGCACCGGCAGCUGAGCCCCGAGCCCCGGGCGUGGCUGCUCGUGGGUGCCCCCCGGGCGCGGGCACUGCCCGGCCAGGCCGCCAACAUCAGCGGGGCUCUGUUCGCCUGCCCGCUGAGCGCCGAGCCCGCCGACUGCUGGAGGGUCCCCAUCGAUGGCGGAGAGGAUCCGCAGCGAGAGAGCAAAGAGAACCAAUGGCUGGGGGUCAGCGUCCAGAGCCAAGGGCCCGGCGGCAAGGUCAUGACCUGCGCGCACCGGUACGAGGUGCGGCACCGCGUGCGGCAGCCGCUGGAGACGCGGGACGUGAUCGGGCGCUGCUUCGUGCUGAGCCAGGACCUGCGGGAGCGCGACGAGCUGGACGGCGGCGAGUGGAAAUUCUGCGAGGGGCGGGCGCCGGGCCACGAACGGUUCGGCUUCUGCCAGCAGGGCCUGGCGGCCGCCUUCAGCCCCGACCGGCGCUACGUGCUGCUGGGGGCUCCGGGGACCUACAACUGGAAGGGCACGGUGCGCCUGGAGCGGCUCCAGCAGAGCUCCCUGGACCUGCUGCGCCCGGACGCCGGCCCGUUCGAAGCGGGGGGGGAGAAGGAGCAGGACCCGUCCCUGAUCCCCGUGCCCGCCAACAGCUACCUGGGUUUCUCGGUGGCCGCGGCCCCGGCCCUGACCCGGCCGCACGCCCUGAGUUUCGUGUCGGGCGCGCCGCGGGCCAACCACAGCGGGGCGGUGCUGCUGCUGCGGGCGGACAGCGCGAACCGCCUGGUGCCCGAGGCCGCGCUGCGCGGGGAGCAGCUGAGCUCCGCCUUCGGCCACGCGCUGGCCCUGCUCGACCUCAACAGCGACGGCUGGACGGACCUGGCCGUGGGCGCCCCCCACUUCUUCGAGCGGCACGAGGAGCUGGGGGGGGCCGUGUACGUUUACAUCAACCCGGGGGGGCUCUGGGGCAGCGCGACCCCCGAGCGCCUGAGCGGCCCCCGCGGCUCCGCCUUCGGCAGCGCACUCUGCUCGGCCGGGGACCUGGACCGGGAUGGAUUCGAGGACCUGGCCGUGGGUGCCCCUUUUGACGGCGCGGGCAAGGUGUUCAUUUACCACGGCAGCGCCCUGGGCAUCGUCACCCGCCCGGCGCAGGUGCUGGACGGGGAGGCCGUGGGGGUCUCGGCCUUUGGCUACUCGCUCUCGGGGGGGCUGGACGUGGAUGGGAACCUGUACCCCGACCUGCUGGUGGGCUCCCUGUCGGACACCGUGGUGCUCUACAGGGCUCGGCCGGUGGUUCACGUGUCCCGGGACGUGUCGGUGCUGCCGCCGCUCAUCGACCUGGAGCAGAGCAACUGCCGCGACGGGCCCGGCGUGUGCCUGGAGCUCCGGGCGUGUUUCAGCUUCAGCGAGAGCCCGGGCAGGGAGAGCGAGCUGCUGCUGGCGCUGGAGGCGGACUCGGAGCGGCGCCUGCGGGGGCAGCAGCCCCGGGGCUCCUUCCUGGAGCGGGGCCCGGCCGAGCCCGAGCACCGGAUCCGGGCCCGGCUGCGACUGCCCCGGCCGCGGGAGCGGCGCUGCGUGCCCGCCACCUUCCGCCUGCACGACGACAUCCGGGACAAGCUCCGCCCCAUCGCUGUCACUCUGUCCUUCUCCAUCGCGGGGACACCGCGGGGGCGCCGGGGGACACGGGGGACACGGGGGACACGGGGGACACGGGGGACGACGGCGCUGCCCCCGCUGGAGCCGGCGCUGAGCCCGCGGCAGCCCAGCACGCUGCGCACCGAGGUGCAUUUCCUGCGCCAGGGCUGCGGCGAUGACCGGGUCUGCCAGAGCCACCUGGAGCUGCGGCCGCGCUUCUGCGCCCGCCUUGGGGACAGCGACUUCCUGGCCCUGCCCCGGGACGAGGACGGCGCUGCCAUCCUGGCCAUCGGUGACCAGAAGGACGUGGCCCUGGAGCUGCAGGUGACCAACGAGCCCUCGGACCCCGCGCAGCCGGACAGGGACGGGGACGACGCCCACCAGGCCCUGCUGGUGGCAUCGCUGCCCCCCGAGCUGCCCUACGCUGCCAUCCGGGCCGAGGAGAGCGCGGUUCUGUGCUUGGCCAACCCCAACGGCUCCAGGGUGGAGUGCGAGCUGGGGAACCCCCUCAAACGGGGGGCUCAGGUGCGCUUCUUCCUCAUCCUCAGCACCUCGGGCGUCUCCAUCCACACCUCGGAGCUGGAGGUGCUGCUGGAGCUCAACACGACCAGCGAGCAGCCGGGGCUGGAGCCGGUGGUCGCCCGCGCCCGCGUGGUCAUCGAGCUGCCCCUGGCCGUGAGCGGCGUGGCCGUGCCCCCCCGGCUGUUCUUUGGGGGGCAGGUGCUGGGGGAGAGCGCGGUGAAGAGGGAGAGCCAGGUGGGCAGCGCCGUCCGCUUCGAGGUCACGGUGUCGCAGCGGGGGCCGGUGCUCCGCAGCCCCGGCGCUGCCGCCCUGACGGUGCAGUGGCCGCUGGAGCUGCCCAACGGGAAGUGGCUCCUGUACCCGCUGAGCCUGGAGCUGGGCACCCCCCCCGUGCCCUGCAGCCCCCCGGGCAACCCCCUGCGCCUCGCCCUGGAGCCGCCGGGCCGGGAGGAGCCCCCUGAGGAGCCCCCGGCCCGCUCGUGGUGGGUGCCCGCGGGGAGGAAGAGGAGGAACGUGACCCUGGACUGUGCCCGGGGCACGGCUCGGUGCCGCCCAUUCCGGUGCCCGCUGCCGUCGCUGGAGCGCUCGGAGCUGCGGGCGCGGGGGCGCCUCUGGAACGGGACCUUCCUGGAGGAGUUCCUGGACGUGGAGAACCUGGAGCUGAUCGUGCGCGCCGAGGUCUCGGUGUCCUCCCCCCGCGGCAACGUUGUCAUCAGGGACGCGGUGGCACAGAUGUCGGUGUCCCUGCACCUGGACCCGGGCGUGGCCGUGGCCGCCGUGCCCUGGUGGGUGCUGCCGCUGGCGGUGCUGCUGGGGCUGCUGCUGCUGGCGCUGCUCGUGCUGGGGCUCUGGAAGUGCCAUAUCGCGAUAUGUCACUGUGUCCCGUGCCAUAUCAUGAUAUAUCUCACUCUGCCCGGUGCCAUGUCGCGAUAUAUCCCACUGCCCGGUGCCGUGUCGCGAGACGUCACUGUGCCCGGUGCCAUGUCGCGACAUCCCCGUGCCCUGUCUCCCCAGCUGGGCUUUUUCCGGCGGGCGGCAGCAGCCCCGCCCCCGGCCGUGCCGCAGUUCCGGGCCGUGCGCAUCCCGCGGGAGCAGCGGCCCCAGGCCCGCGAGGGCCACACCGGAACCAUCCUGCGGCCACAGUGGGCGGCCGGACCCACGGACAGGGACGGCGACGGCGCCGCGCCCGGACCCGCCUGA
Messenger RNA from Melospiza georgiana, 3802 nucleotides. RefSeq names its product integrin subunit alpha 7 (gene ITGA7). Gene Ontology annotation, molecular function: integrin binding. Gene Ontology annotation, cellular component: external side of plasma membrane; integrin complex. Lineage: Eukaryota; Metazoa; Chordata; Aves; Passeriformes; Passerellidae. The transcript has 25 exons. The record is from RefSeq and is a predicted model, not a curated record. Gene Ontology annotation, biological process: cell adhesion mediated by integrin; cell-matrix adhesion; integrin-mediated signaling pathway. Bases 53 to 3802 code for a protein of 1249 amino acids.